AUGGUGCUCGGUAGCAACUUAAGCGGUAACGUGUCAGAGAUUCCUGUGUGGUUCGGCAUAAACUAUAACCGUCAACUUCGGCUUAUAAUUCUAGCUGUCUUGUUUAUUGUCUCGUUGGGAGGAAAUGUCGGCUUCUUCGUGUGGAUGUGGUUCAACCGCCGGACUAGAAAUCGAAUUAAUACAUUCAUGGUGCAUCUGUGUUGUGCGGACUUGUUGGUUGCUUUUUUCGCUCUCCUUUCACAGUUCAUCGUGGAACUAUUAGAACUCACCUGGCUGAUGGGGGAUGUCGGAUGCCGUCUUUUUAAAAUUUUGCAGUGUUUCACGCUCUUCGCAUCUUCUAACAUGGUAGUCGCUAUAGCCAUAGACCGUUACCAUUCAGUCCUUUACCCGUUCAAGCAAAGAUUAGGCGUAUAUGUCAUCAUAAUACCCGCUUGGCUGAUCGCGUUCUUUCUGUCGAUACCGCAGGCUUUUCUGUGGAAGGUCAUCCCAGAUAAACAGGGGACUGUUGGCUGUCACACAUCACUCGAGAAGAACUGGCAGAAACAGACUUAUCUUACUUGGGUUGCUCUAGUGAUGUUUUUCAUCCCAUUUAUUUUGAUCACCUCAUUCUACCUGAGGAUAACGUUCAGAUUAUGGCAAAGAAGAAACACGGUAUUGCCAGGGAAAAACCAACGACGUCGCAAUGCUAAGAUGAAGACAUUGAAAAUGACCUUCGUCAUAAUUACAUUUUUCGUUGUCUGCGGGCUACCGUAUUUCGCAUUGGACAUGUACCGAUUCACCGGGCGGGGCAAUGUGGACAGGAACGCGUACGCGGUUCUGGGUAUAUUUUCUGUCUCUCACUGUGCCGUUAAUCCUUUUAUUUUUCUCGCUUUUAAUGCUAGAAGCAACUCCUCUCCAGCGUCAAUACGUUACCAUGACAACUCCGUACUGGUCUCGACUCCGAGCAGAGGCUUAAUAUGA
Messenger RNA from Saccoglossus kowalevskii, 960 nucleotides. Its product is annotated as mesotocin receptor-like. Gene Ontology annotation, molecular function: G protein-coupled receptor activity; peptide binding. Lineage: Eukaryota; Metazoa; Hemichordata; Enteropneusta; Harrimaniidae. Gene Ontology annotation, biological process: G protein-coupled receptor signaling pathway; cellular response to hormone stimulus. Gene Ontology annotation, cellular component: plasma membrane. The record is from RefSeq and is a predicted model, not a curated record.